GGAGCGGUCACAUGGUAGCGUCACGUGGUCGUGACGUCACGCAGGGCUUUUCCGAGGACAAGGGCGUGUGGGUUGUAUGCUGAAAAAUGCUUUGUGCAAGAGUUUUCCGGUAUUUUGUGCGUUCUAACGUUUUCCUAGCUCAAAAUAAUUUCGAGAAGUAUUGUGGUGCUCAAGGUUUAUGUAGAGCCUUUUCUGAUCAUGGAAACAGAGAACAUAUUUUUGAAAGAGACCAACGUGAGGACGAGGAAGAUUUUGUUUUUGCAGAAUUCGCAGACCAGCUAGAAAGGGAAACUGAAGAUAACUAUGCGAUGUGGCUACUAAAGGAGUAUCAGAAGGCGAAAGACCUCAGACCAGGAAAGAAAGACCCCCACCUUCGUCCAGCAUUACUAAAACAGAUUAAAACGCUCCAUCCAUUCAUAGAGCUAAAACCUGGAAAUCAUAGGCCAGAUCUGGAUGAAGAACUAGUGUUUACUGAUGCUGGUUUCACUUAUGUAAUACAGAAACUCCAGUUUCAUUCAGAUGAUGGGAACAGUAAGAGGCAACAUAAAAUAUAUGGUAAUCCAGAUCCUAAUUUACCUGUAAGUGGAGAGCAGUGCACAGGAUGUGGUGCAGUACUGCAUUCGGUUGAAACUUCUUUGCCAGGAUACCUACCAUCUGAGAAGUAUGCAAGCUUUCUUCAAGUCCGAGACUCCAAUGAGCUAAUGUGCCAACGGUGCUUCCUACUUAACCAUCAUCAACAGGCAUUGGAUGUUAAAGUUUCACAAGAGGAAUACAAAUCCAUUGUACAAAGCAUUAAGACAAAAAAGGGCCUUGUAUUGUUCAUGGUGGAUAUGCUUGAUAUUCCAGAUUCCAUUUUUCCAGAUUUAAUUGAUAUUAUUGGCGAAAACAAAAGCAUUCUAGUCCUGGGUAAUAAAGUUGACUUACUUCCUGGGGAUUCUCCGGGUUACCUUAAGUACCUCAAAGGUCAGCUUCACGACUAUUGUACCAAAGCAGGAAUUAAUAGGACAGGAAAUAUGACAGAUGUACAUUUAUUAAGUGCAAAAACUGGUUAUGGAGUGGAAGAAUUGAUAUCAAAGCUGCAGCAAUCCUGGAAAUACAAAGGUGAUGUGUAUUUGGUAGGAGCUACAAAUGCAGGCAAAUCUACUUUAUUCAAUACAUUUCUGCUAUCUGAUUACUGUAAAGAAAAGGCAUCAGAGACAAUAAAAAAAGCGACAAUCUCUCCAUGGCCAGGCACCACAUUAAACUUGCUGAAGUUUCCUAUUGUCAAUCCUAAACCAUACAGAAUGUUUCAGCGUCAAAGGAGAUUAAAAGAGGAUUUUUCUAAAACAGAAGACGAUUUAAGUGAAGAAGAACAAAAACUUUUGAAGACUCUUAAAAAACACAGUUAUGUUGUAGGUAGAGUGGGGAGAACUUCAACAAAAGGUCAAAAAACAACCCAAAAAGAUAUUGAAUUUGAUGCAGAAUGGCUUUCUUUCGGCACUGAGGAUAAUGCAGAGCAUUCUUGUUUAUCAGAAAAUUUAAGAAAAACCAACCAGUUUACAUACAACGAGCUAAAAGAUGCGCAUUGGUUUUAUGACACUCCUGGAAUUAUAAAAGAUGGCUGUGUACUUAACUUUUUAAAGGAUAAAGAAGUAAAAGCUGUAUUACCAACAAAAGCAAUCAUCCCUCGGACAUUUAUACUCUCACCUGGUAUGACACUGUUUCUGGGGGCUUUGGGACGUAUUGAUUUUUUACAAGGUAAAAGGUCAGCAUGGUUUUCGGUUAUUGCUUCAAACUUGCUUCCAGUCCACAUAACCAGCUUUGAUAAAGCUGAUGACAUAUACAAGAAGCAUGCCGGUGGAACAUUACUUGGUGUUCCAACUGGAGGAGAGGAGCGAAUGAAAGAGUUUCCACUCCUUUUUCCACAGGAUAUUAAGCUAAAAGGCAUUGGGGCCUCUAGAGCUGUUGCUGAUAUCAAGCUUUCUACUGCAGGCUGGAUUGCUGUUACAGCUCACUCAGGAGAACAACUUUAUUUGAGGUGUUAUACCCCAAAAGGAGCUACAUUAACCAUUCGUCAGCCUCCACUUUUGCCACUAAUCGUUAAUAUUAAAGGAGAGAGGCUUAGAAAGGGGCCAGCCUACACUACUAAAAAGCCUCCUUGUCUUGUAAAAAAUUUGAAAUAGAAUUUUGACCAUGAAGUGUGAUUCUAGGCUUAUGACAAGAGGUUUUUUCACUAUAGGGUUUAUGUAACGUUUUCCUCAAAGGGGACAUUUUACAUAAUGCUCAUCUUUGGUUAUGUUAUUGUUCCUUUCUUACAAUAUGUAGUGAUGUAGAAAAAAAACUGUUUUUAAAAAUGCCAUUAUAUCAGAGCUGCACAGAGAUGUUUACUCCUCUGCGUCUAUGCUGAAAUGAGGAGUGGGUGUGGCUCUUCUUUCCCCCACAGGAAAUUAUCACACUGACUGACAGGCUGAACACACACACAGCAGGGAAAGCCCCUCCCAGGUUCCUGCCCAUGUCUCCCCAGCCUGCAAACACAUGCUGUUCCUGCACACUGUUAUUUAUUUUUAUCAUAUUAGAGAAAAACAUCUGCAGGUUUGGUUUAUCUCUAACUUCCUGCAACUAAUUACAGAAUCAGCAUAUUAUUUGAUACAGAAGAACCCAAGUAAAUGUUUUGUGCUUUCUGUGCCACACUCAUUUGAAAAAUUGCACGGUGCACCCAUUAAAAAAAAUUAAAAGGCUUUGAUUUAUUUUCAUAUGUGCUGUACAUAUGGGAGGACGUAGCCGAUUGUGUAGGUGGUGAUUGGGGGAGGUGAAUGGGAAGGCAGCAGAGUGGUGAUCGAGUUAGGUGGACAGGGAAGGCAGCAGGAAUGCAAUCGGGGGAAGGCAAAAGCAAUAGUGUAGGAAGGCAAUGUGGGGAAGUGAAUGGGGAAAGCAGCGAGGAGGAGGAGGAGAUAAUGCAAAAAAGAAGGGGGAGGGCAGCGUGGAGCUGAACAGGGAAGCAGCAGCGCUGCAGUGGAGACAGCAGGAAAGUGAUCAGAUUAGGUGAGCAAAGAACACAGCAGGAAUGCCAUCGAGAAGGCAGCAGAAAUGCCAUUGUGGAGGCGAUCAGGGAAGAGAGUGGGGGAAACAUUCUUCAGUGGGGAGGUGAAUGCGGAAGGCAGCAGGGAAGAGAUCAUAGAAAGCAGUCGGGAGAAGAACAUGGCCAAUGAACAGGGGAGGCAAGAGUGUAGGCGAUUAGGACACAUGAUGACGAGGCAGCCAGGGCAGGACUAAAAGGACUGACGUAAGCAAAAAAGUACCUCCCACAUCUGCCAACCCAGUCCUGCCUAAGUGGAUAUGCUGUUGCUUCUGGCUUUGUAACAGUCGUCGGCCGCUGAGAGAUAUGGAGAGGAGACUUGGACCGGAAGUAUGUGAAAGGGGUGGGCUAAGUGCUGUGUUUUCAAUUUUUGAUAUAAAUUUGACCUGAAAUGUGCAAAAAUAAAAAUGUUUUCUUCUA
This is a messenger RNA of Xenopus laevis (African clawed frog), 3475 nucleotides long. RefSeq names its product nitric oxide associated 1 L homeolog (gene noa1.L). The coding region runs from base 87 to 2162 and encodes 691 amino acids. NCBI's taxonomy places the organism in Eukaryota, Metazoa, Chordata, Amphibia, Anura, Pipidae. The transcript has 8 exons. The record is from RefSeq and is a predicted model, not a curated record. Gene Ontology annotation, molecular function: GTP binding. Gene Ontology annotation, biological process: RNA folding.